GUUGUUUUAAGAUUUUUGAGAUUGUAGAGCUGUUCACAAGAUUUAUGAAGUAAAACAAUUUUAUUUUUCGUAGCAGCAUUUGAAAGAUAUUUUUUUAGAGGGUCUGCGAGUAUAUCUAUGAGUUACAUUGUGGAAAUUUGAACACAAGAUGGACAGUGAAGUUUAGUGAGAAGAAAGAGGUAUUGAAUGUUGGAAUGUUGUGAUUCAUUCAUUUUAAAUAAUAGAUGAGUGAGGAGAAAGUUAUUGAGAGUUUGGUGACUGUUUCUUGGUGAAUGAAGUAUUUAUUGCAACUCUUCAAUCUAUGCUAACUUGCUAACAUUGAGUUAUUUGAAGACUAGAAAGGUAUUGUUUCAAUCUAUUUUUUUCCCUUUUUUCCCUUUUUUUUUCCAGUCAAUUGAUGUUUCAAGGUAUCACAUGCAGAAGUUUGCUAUUUAACAGAGCUUUGCAGGGGUUCUAGAUCAUCGUUUUUGUAGAGGAUAGCUGUUAAUUAUAUUUUUAUUUGAUGGUGUAUCAAACAAAGCAUUUAUCUUGAUAAGAGAAGGGUCGUUAUGACAAUUGCCUGAUUGGACAAACUGAAUCAGUAUCAGUUCUCAAAUCAAAAGAAUCACACUUCAGAACUUUGUCAACUUUACUGUUGUUUUUGUGUUGAACACGCUAGAGCCGAGUAGUUUUCAUAAAAAGAGCCUUCAGUACAGGUUAGUAUCUGACGCCAAUCAAAUCAUCUUCCAAACUUUUGUCAUGUGCUCGGAUUUUGUUGAGCAGUGGAUUGAACUUUUGAAUAGAUUUUUUUGGUUAAGUUAUAGUCGAUGGAUGCUAAUCAAUAGUUAUUUUGUCCUCUUUAUAUUUUCGAUAAUCAUGACCUAUUGCUAAUAAUUGGAUGUUUGGUGUGCGCGCGGGGGUGGGUUUUCCUAGUAUCAUAUUUGAAGUCGCAGGUUUUGGCAUGUCGAUAAAGCUAAUUCGUGACAGCUUGAUAAAAGUUCUAAAGAGAUGACUGUAUGUUUGAUGGGUCAAUUAAAGGUUGUAUUUGUUGAUGCUGGCUCAAGCUGCAACCAACUGAGUGUAAUCAACACAAACAAGUACCUCGGAAGACUAGCCACUAGGCAAUUUAAGUGUCCGCAUUAAAUUGUUAUUAUACUUGGACUAUGAAUUUUGCUGCACAUUACCAUACAUGUGAAUUUGACCAGACCUCUGAUAUUAUUCUAGUUACCAUCAAUCUAGAUAGAUGCAAAAUUUAUGUGUGCAGCUUCUAUCUGCUGUAUUGUUCUCCCCAAAGUUUCCUUUUCGCUUGUGCCCCCUCUCACUCUCUCUACUCUGUUCCAGAUCAGUUCAAGUUGUUGGUAACAGUCAUGUGCUGAUCCUGAGCAUCUGCUGAUUGGUUAAUAUCCUUAACAUGAAAUGCUAUAUAUGUCUUCUUUUAUUAGCUUAACUAAGCGAAACCUUGAAAAAUGCAUUCACCGCUGCGUCAAAUAUGCUGAUUUUACCACCCGCGGGUGGGACUCAUGGUCAGCAGCUCUCCAUGGAGGAGUGUAUCUCUCCAGGCUAUUGCCCGUUGUUGGUCAGGAGUUCGAAUCCUCGUAGCCGCAUUCACCUGGUUUCCCUUGGUUUAAGGAUGGGGACGGAAACCCGGGGUUUUAUUGGUCACCAAAUCCAGCUCGGCCCGUUGUAUGCUCACCAGUUCGCGUCCCAGUGGUCCCCACGCUGCUCGCCCGCGCUCUGCCCGUGGGGAUGAGCCCCUGGUAUUAAGGGUAGCUCCUUGUAUAUGUGAAGGGAACAAGGGGAAUCGAACCAGGGCCGCUGGCGGGGCUCCGAAGGAGUUAAACUGAGCUGGGGUGACCAAGUUUCCCUUGUCAUCAAAAAAAAAAAUAUGCUGAUUUUGCUUUACGUCCUGUAACCCAAAGCAAACUAUAGGAAAACAUAUGGCCAUGUCGCUCAAUCACCAUGAUGAUGUAAUCAUAACAAUCUCUUUGUGUAUUCCUGUCUUUGAACAAUGUGUUUGCUUCGUAGGUGUACCACUCUAGUUUUGUGGAUGAGGAAGGAAUGACCAAAGCUUGUGGGUGCCCUCUUCUUCCACUGAAAAGUCAUAUCAAGGGUCCUGCUCCAGAAUCUGAUCAAGAUAAAAUCGACAUUGUUGAUGAAGCUAUAUCUUUCUUUCGGGCCAAUGUCUUCUUUAGAAACUUUGACAUUAGAAGCUCAGCCGACAAGCUCCUUAUUUACUUGACAUUUUACAUCAACGUGGCCUUAAAGCGGCUUGAGGGUUGCCGAACAUUGGCAGUUGGAACAAAGGCAAUCAUCACUUUGGGCCUUGAGAAUAUCCCAGUGCCUGGAGAGACAGGCUUUCCUUUCCCUGGUCUCUUUUCCCUUCCUCAGUCUGAGGAAGAAGCUGAGUUAUUCAGGAGUUAUUUGAGGCAAAUCAGGGAAGAGACUAGCGGUAGAUUGUUGAAUUGUGCUUACCGACCUAAUGGAACUCCAAACAAAUGGUGGUUAGCAUUUGCAAAGAGGAAAUUCAUGAACAUCAUCGUUCCAGAGUCAUCGACCUCUCAUGGGAGGAAGCCUGGGUACCAUGGCAUGUUGUGAUCAACAUCAAGUUGCAUCUUAUCUUCGUUAAAAAGAUUUUACAGGAUACAUACAAAAUUUCAUUAAAAUGAUUGUAAUACUAGUGCUGUAUAUAACUUUUGGUGAAAGGAUGAUGUUAAUAAACUGGACCCCUUGUUGAAAAUAAGAUCAAGCCUUUAUACAAGUA
Molecule: messenger RNA, 2740 nt
Organism: Asparagus officinalis (garden asparagus)
Lineage: Eukaryota; Viridiplantae; Streptophyta; Magnoliopsida; Asparagales; Asparagaceae
Product: actin-related protein 2/3 complex subunit 3
Exons: 3
Coding region: 2038-2574 (178 amino acids)
Biological process (GO): Arp2/3 complex-mediated actin nucleation; regulation of actin filament polymerization
Cellular component (GO): Arp2/3 protein complex; cytoskeleton
Molecular function (GO): actin filament binding
Source: RefSeq, a predicted model, not a curated record